Molecule: messenger RNA, 1583 nt
Organism: Bufo gargarizans (Asiatic toad)
Lineage: Eukaryota; Metazoa; Chordata; Amphibia; Anura; Bufonidae
Gene: GLT8D2
Product: glycosyltransferase 8 domain containing 2
Exons: 10
Coding region: 297-1358 (353 amino acids)
Cellular component (GO): Golgi apparatus
Molecular function (GO): glycosyltransferase activity
Source: RefSeq, a predicted model, not a curated record
ACAGAUUUCAUCUGGAACUCAUUUCUUUCUGUUUGUGCUUGCAAAUGUAGCUUUUCCCCGAGCAGUUCAUCACGCUGGAAAGAACAAAGGAGAGUGGAGGGAUCACCAUCAGUGCCUCCUUCGGCUUGGUACACUUUUGCUUACUAAAGAAGAGAAACUUCAGUAUUGCUUUUUAUGCUUACAGUAACACAGGCUGCGGUGGACAUUUUUUCAGUCCACUCCUCCCAUGAAAUGUCCGAUAAGGGAAGCUUGGCCUAAACUGUCACCGUCUCGAAACCGCAGCAGAGAUUAAUCAUAUGGCUGUUUUACGAAAACUUAAUCACAUAUUGCUGUUUCUGCUUGUGUUGACAUUUUGUGCCAUAUGGUAUAGCACAAUCUAUAAGGCGCCCACACGGAAGGAACAAGACGGUAAAUAUGAUGCUGCUUUAGAAGUAGAAGAAGAAGAGGAGGAGGAAGAUGUCAUUCCCGUUGUUAUAUGUGCUGCAUCAGGCCGCCUGGGUGCCGCCAUAGCUGCGAUCAACAGCAUCUACAGUAACACUAAUGCCAAUGUACUAUUUUAUAUUAUAGGUCUGAAAAAUUCAUUGCUUCACAUCAGAAAAUGGAUUGAACAAACACAGUUGUCUGAAGUACAAUUUAAAAUUGUGGAGUUUAACCCCAUGGUUCUUAAAGGAAAAAUUCGCCAUGAUGCAGCCUUCCCUGAGCUUCUUCAACCACUGAAUUUUGUACGUUUUUAUCUGCCACUGCUCACUUCAGAACAUGAGAAAGUCAUUUAUUUGGAUGAUGACGUCAUUGUCUUAGGAGAUAUCCAGGAACUUUACAACACUAAAAUAUCAAGAGGACACAUUGCUGCAUUUUCUGAUGACUGUGACUUGCCAUCGCUCCAAGACGUUAUCACAAGAGUAGGGAUACAGAACACAUACAUGGGGUUCCUUGACUACAGAAAGAAGGCAAUUCAGAAACUUGGAAUCAGCCCAAGUACAUGCUCGUUCAACCCAGGUGUAUUUGUAGCAAACAUGACUGAGUGGAGACAGCAGCACAUUACUAAAAAACUGGAGAAAUGGAUGAAGAAAAACGUGGAAGAGAAUCUGUACAGCAGUACCGUUGGAGGUGGAGUAAGUACUCCUCCCAUGCUUAUUGUGUUCCAUGAAAAAUAUUCUGUCAUCCCUCCAGCCUGGCACGUUCGGCAUCUAGGGUUGAGUCCAGAUGACCAGCUUCCUCAGAAUGUGAUUCAAGAUGCUAAGCUGCUGCACUGGAAUGGACGAUUUAAACCUUGGAAGUCGCCUUGUUCACACUACAAGCUUUGGGAGAAAUGGUUCAUUCCUGACCCCACAGGAAAGUUUCAGAUCCAUCGCAUCUAAGUAAAUUUUGGGCUUUUGUUUUAUGCAUUAAUUUAGAAUCUCUUCUCAAAUAAUUUGCAAACUAUCUUGGUAACGCUCUUCCACCACUGCUGGUGGGUGACACGAUCGCCAUUGUUGACAUGCAGUUUUUGUAGAGCUUUAGCCUUAGCCCAAAAUAAGUGCAGCGAUUUCAACUGACUGUACACAUGAUGAUGAGCUCCAUCCAAUAUAUUUUUAUUUCAAGUG